UCACAUUUCCUGAUUUCCGCGCUGGGUCGGAAGCUGUUUACGGAAAGCACUCGAACGCAGCACGACUGUUUUCAGUGUUCCAGCGGCUGAGAGGAGUCGAAGUCGUCGAUGUAAAUUGUCGUUUUUAAGGACACAAUCUACUCAUUAAGCUACUCAGAAAAUGCAGACCAUCAAAUGUGUGGUGGUGGGCGACGGCGCCGUGGGGAAGACGUGCCUCCUCAUCUCCUACACCACCAACAAGUUCCCGUCGGAAUACGUCCCCACGGUGUUCGACAACUACGCCGUGACGGUGAUGAUCGGCGGCGAGCCGUACACUUUGGGACUCUUCGACACUGCGGGCCAGGAGGACUACGACAGGCUGCGACCGCUCAGCUACCCUCAAACCGACGUCUUCCUCGUCUGCUUCUCCGUGGUGUCGCCUUCUUCCUUUGAGAACGUCCGCGAGAAGUGGGUGCCGGAGAUCUCCCACCACUGCCCGCGGACGCCGUUCCUGCUGGUGGGGACUCAAGUGGACCUGAGGGACGACGGCACCACCCUGGAGAAGCUGGCCAAGAACAAGCAGCGAGCGCUGACCGUCGAGAUGGGCGACAAACUGUCGCGGGAGCUCAAGUCCGUCAAAUACGUCGAGUGUUCGGCGCUCACGCAGAGAGGCCUGAAGAACGUGUUCGACGAGGCCAUCCUGGCGGCCCUGGAGCCUCCCGAGGUGAAACCCAAGCGGCGCUGCGUCCUGCUCUAAGACGCCGCUCGGCCCGGGCGGAGGCGGCCAGGUGAACGUGGGUGGGGGUGGCGGGUUCUCGGGGGGGGUUCUUUGAAUGGACGCGACACACGAGGAGGCGGCUUUGUUGUUGCCAACUGGGAAAACAUUUGAAGGAAACCUUUGAGGUCAUGGAGACUUGCCUCAAAAAACUAAAACCACACUUAACACUUUGCAAAGUCACUCAUCUUGCCGUCUUUUGGCUUUUGUUCACCUUUUCAACUCCAGAAUCUUCCGUGGUUCCAACGUGAUUGUGAUGUGAACGCAAACAAAAUUUGGAUCAAAGCUUUUAAGAGAAAACUUUCAGUGCACUUUACUGAAUAACCUAUCAUUAUGUUUUAAAUCUGUGUUUCCCAACCUUUAUUGAGCCAAGGCACAUUAAAAACAAAACAAAAAAUCACGGCACACCACCAAGCAUUGUUUUGCCUGUCACUAUAUGUCACUGGCUUACAUAAAGGACCAAACAUACAUUAUUUGAAACAAAUAAAUAUUUGGGAGCAAUUAAGCGAAAAUCUGGUUAGUUGUUCACAGCGCAGUAGUUGGGGAUCACGUCGCAAAAUCAGCAUGCUAUCCACAAAAAGAUGAAUUUUCUUUUGCCGUGUCUACAUGAACAUUGUGUGUGUGGACGACUUUUGUGUCGUGCAGUGGUUCUCAAACUGGGGUCUCCGGACACCUGGAGGUCCAUGUGCCGUAUCUUGGGGGACAGCAAAAUAAUUAGCGAUAAUCUAUGUAUAUUGGGUUUAGUUUGAAUGCAAAUAUAUAUAAUAUAUGUCAUAGCCUUAAAAAAAGUGUAAACCAAUGAUGCUUCACUACUUGAGCUUUGGGCCAAUUAAAAGCUCAGCCUUAAUUGUGACAUAGAAAUCUGACUUCCCCAAAUGAAUUUAUUUAUUUUAUUUUAUUUUUUAAGAACAAAAGAUGUACUUUUACAGCAGUAAAGUUGUAUUUUUUUCAACAAUAAACAAUAGUAUAUUGUAUCGUCCCUACCAAGAAAAAAGGCCUAGCAUUACGAGAAUAAAGUUGUAUUUUUGAAAUUCACUUUCUUCCCUCGUUAAACUUUGACUUAAAUGCAUAACAUAGCAUUACGAUUGUAUCUAUAAAAAUACAACUAUAUUUCUGUAAGAUUAGGACUUUUAACACUGACAAAAUCAGUCUUUUUUUUCUUCUUCUUGUACACAGAUGUUAUUUUCUUAAGGCUUUUUUGUCUUAUAAUAUUACAACUUUUUCUUUAAAAACAAAAUCUGAAUUUGUUAUUGUAAUGUUACUUGUUUUGUGUAAUACAAUAACCUUUUAUCGAUUAUAGGCAUUUUUUCUAUUCCCAUGGCAUUUAGGGGUACACAUGGUAGUUGUGCAACUUGUGUUGAGUUCGUAUUAGGAUUAUGAGGACCCCAAAAAGUUGAGAACCCCUGACAUCAUCAUGUCCCUUUUUGUUUUUCUUGAGUUUGAGCGCUUUGGUGGCAGGAUUAGACAGGAGGAGCGUUCCUCAUUGAAAACUUGACAAGACCACACAGUUACAGGUCAUCGCACACCUGAAAUAUUUAGCCUAAAAUUAGCUUGACAGUCCCAAAAAGUCAAUCCUUGGCCAUUUAGGCAAUUGCUUAAAAAUGUGUGAUAUAGGUGGGUGGGGGGGGGGCAGGGGGCGCAAAAGACAAAGUGCAAUUUAUCGGGGGUUCACUGUUCUCAUCCCUAGUGCAAUACCAUUUAAAUACCUAGUGAGGAGGAGCUAAACUUGAGCCAGUAGACCUUUUGAAUCAUGGGUGCUGUAGUAAAUAAAUUGUAUUAACGUACAAUACAUACAGAUAUGUAUUUUUUUUUUGUCAUACAAUGACAGAAAUUUGAUCAGUUUCUCAGAUUGGAAUUGUUUUUGUUUUUGUUUUUUUAAGCCGGUUAGAAGUGUUCUUGUAAUUCAGAAUAUAUCUCUUGUGUUGAUUAUUCUCUUUUGACUGUGACCGUUAUGUGCCAACUUGGACGCAAACAAGCUUCUUCAACAGUGUUUCAGCUCCUGGAAAAUAAAUUAGAAAAAAAACACUUGA
Messenger RNA from Phyllopteryx taeniolatus (common seadragon), 2784 nucleotides. RefSeq names its product cell division control protein 42 homolog. Gene Ontology annotation, biological process: small GTPase-mediated signal transduction; modification of synaptic structure. The transcript is spliced from 6 exons. Gene Ontology annotation, molecular function: GTP binding; GTPase activity. The coding region runs from base 161 to 736 and encodes 191 amino acids. NCBI's taxonomy places the organism in Eukaryota, Metazoa, Chordata, Actinopteri, Syngnathiformes, Syngnathidae. The record is from RefSeq and is a predicted model, not a curated record. Gene Ontology annotation, cellular component: dendritic spine.